AUGUCUAAAUUAUUCAUUGGUGGCCUUGCUUGGCACACAGAUGAGAACGCUCUCCGUCAGAAGUUCUCUGAAUUUGGAACUGUUGAAGAAGCAGUUGUUGUCAAGGACCGCGACACUGGUCGUAGCCGUGGCUUCGGCUUCGUUCGUUAUGGACAAGGCAACCCCGACUCGUCCCCCGAGGCCGAUGCUGAUAAAGCUAUCCAAGAGAUGAAUAGCGUUGAAUUCGAUGGCCGUACCAUUCGUGUCGACAAAGCCUCCGAGCGCUCCGGCAAUGACCGCUCAGGUGGUGGCGGUGGUGGAUUCGGUGGUGGCCGAGGUGGAGGAGGAUAUGGAGGCCGUGGCGGCGGUGGAUAUGGAGGUGGUGGUGGAGGAUACCAAGGUGGUCGUGGAUAUGACAACAACUCCGGUGGUGGUUACUCUGGAGGUGGUGGAUACAGUGGAGGUGGUGGAUACUCUGGUGGCGGAGGCUACAAUGGAGGUGGUGGUGGCGGCUACUCCGGUGGUGGCGGCGGUGGAUACUCCGGCGGAGGAGGAUACGACCGUAAUCAAAGUGGUGGAAAUGCCGGAAACUGGGGAGGAAACCAAUAA
Messenger RNA from Botrytis deweyae, 588 nucleotides. RefSeq lists its product as uncharacterized. NCBI's taxonomy places the organism in Eukaryota, Fungi, Ascomycota, Leotiomycetes, Helotiales, Sclerotiniaceae. The transcript is spliced from 7 exons. Bases 1 to 588 code for a protein of 195 amino acids. Gene Ontology annotation, molecular function: RNA binding. The record is from RefSeq and is a predicted model, not a curated record.